Scophthalmus maximus (turbot) is the source of this 3108-nucleotide messenger RNA. RefSeq names its product alkB homolog 5, RNA demethylase (gene alkbh5). Gene Ontology annotation, biological process: mRNA processing; mRNA export from nucleus. The coding region runs from base 705 to 1784 and encodes 359 amino acids. The record is from RefSeq and is a predicted model, not a curated record. Gene Ontology annotation, molecular function: oxidative RNA demethylase activity. The transcript has 4 exons. Gene Ontology annotation, cellular component: nucleus. Lineage: Eukaryota; Metazoa; Chordata; Actinopteri; Pleuronectiformes; Scophthalmidae.
AUGCGCAGAUCCUCCGGCAGGUCACACGAGUUUAUUUUCAGCGUGUGUGUGUUUUUUUUUUCCUCCUCGCAGACGACACGGGUCGUGAUGGUGUGAACGGACCGUGAGAACAAUGUUUUUCCUGGACUCGAGCGGAAACGUCUCCGGAGAACCGAGGUCUGGAAUUUAGUGGGGUGACAUGUGAAAUGUUGCUGCGUGGUCUGUCGGUUUUUCCAGGCGGCGACGGACAAACCAAGCCAGGCUAGUGUAGCUCACCAGCUAGCCAGCUAGCUCACUAGCUAGCAGCUCGGCUAGCUCUCGUGAGCCUCCCCGGCCGGCUGAGCGUGUUGUGGUGCAGUGUCAGUGUCGACGCAGAGGUUUCACUCUGCGUGUAGUUCGGCCCUGACAUCGUCCGCAGCCAAGUGUCCCACCCGGCUCGCCGGUUCAAGUGCACGCAGACACGGGGCGGCGGAGCUACUUAGCUAAUGCUAGCUACUUCUGAGCGCUGCAGACUCGCUUAACGCUAACGACAUAUACAACCGUCAGUUACUCAGUUGGACUCCCCGGUGCGAUCGUAUUCACCCAGGCCGUUGACACGGUGCUGACAUGCUGCGCUGACACGUACUGUCCGUUCUCUUUGAGCACACGUCGCACUACCCCCCCCCCCCCCCCCACACACACACACACACACACACACACGCACGCGCCACAUUGUUUGGGCUGACAUGGCAGCCAGCGGAUACUCUGACCUGCGGGACAAGCUGAAGUCCAUGACUCCACACAGAGACGAGCACAAGAACAAGUUCGCGGACGGGACCAGUAACGGCGGCGCCAAGGCUCCGAAGCGCAAGUACCGGGAGUCCGACGACGAGUGCGCGCACAGCGAUGACAGCGCGGAGCUCCGGGAGCAGGAGGCCCGCCGGGUGAGCGGCAGCAUCCUGCAGCAGAGCGUCUUCACGGCGGAGGAGUGCGCCCUCAUCGAGGAGAAGAUCGACGACGUGGUCGCCAAGGGGGAGGCGGGGCUCUACCGGGAGCACACCGUGGACAGGGCGCCCCUCCGCAACAAGUACUUCUUCGGGGAGGGCUACACGUACGGGGCCCAGCUGGAGAAGCGUGGCCCGGGCCAGGAGAGGCUGUACCGCAAGGGCGAGGUGGACGACAUCCCCGGCUGGGUGCACGACCUGGUGAUCAAGCGGCUGGUGUCCACCGGGGUGAUCCCGGAGGGCUUCGUCAACAGUGCAGUCAUCAACGACUACCAGCCCGGAGGGUGCAUCGUGUCCCACGUCGACCCCCUGCACAUCUUCGCGCGACCCAUCGUCUCGGUGUCCUUCUUCAGUGACAGCGCGCUCUGCUUCGGCUGCCGCUUCCAGUUCAAGCCGAUCCGGGUGUCGGAGCCGGUGUUCGUCCUGCCCGUGAAGCGAGGCAGUGUCACGGUGCUCAGUGGCUACGCUGCAGAUGACAUCACCCAUUGCAUUCGGCCCCAAGACAUCAAGGAACGCCGGGCGGUCAUCAUCCUGAGAAAGACCAGGCCUGAUGCUCCUCGCUUGGACUCCGACAGCCCUUUAAGCUCGUCCCUGGCAGUGAGACCCGCUCCUCUGAAGGCCAAGCGCUCUCAUCGCAGAGCAGACCCUGAUGCUGCACACAGGCCGAGGGUCCUGGAGAUGGACAAAGAGGAGAACAGACGUCCGUCGCUCUCCCGCCACCACCGUCACAGCGGCAGCUCAGAGAACUACUGGAGACGCGAUCAGGACCACGACAAACACCGGGAGGGCUCAGGACGCAAAGUCAAAAUGAGACGUCACUGAGCACCUCUCACUCACAUAUGUACACACACACACACAUAUAUAUAUAUAUAUAUAUAUAUAUAUACACAUAUAUAUAUUAGUUAUUUUGUGUAUUUUACUCUUGUAACUUUAUUUGAUCAGUCAUCGUUUUUCUCGCUCCAGUUUUAGUCUGGCACAAGGAGCAAAAUCAUCAUUACUGUCGGCAUUUUGAUUUGAGUCUGGAUCAGUUUGAGUGUAUAUUUGUUUCCCUCGCAGACGAAGCUGGCGUCUCUGCUGCACAUUAUAGAACCUUGAGUUACUUACUAUAUUUAGGCUUCGUUGUUAAACAAUUACCUUAAAUUAAACUCUUAAUUUUUUCUUUCUGUUUCUAUGUUCAUAGAUACAAAAUGGCAUGUAUUUUUUUGUAACCAAGAUGUACAGACCAUAAGAGCUAAAAGGAAAGGUGUACGUAUGGACUUGUACAAAUGAAACGCUGAGCUGUAAUCUAACUUGUUAUGAUGUACAAUACAUUUGUAUAGUCUUUGAUUGGGGGAACUUUUAUGCAGAAUGAAAUGUUUUGUUUUUGUUUUGUUUUUCUAAUGUUGCACCUACAUGUCUGAUCUAUACUUUAACUGUGCCAUCCCAGAGCCUUCCUCUGUUAGCUUUUCCGUUGCAGUAACUGGCAGGUUUCCCAUCAUACUUUCUGUAUAAUUAUUAUUAUUUGACUCUGCUGUGUGGCUCCUCCUCACUAAACGUCACCAUACGGUAUAUGAACUAAACUGAUGCUUUUUGAAGUGAUGAAAUACUCAGGCCUUGUUUUUCACCCUCAUUUCAGUCUGAAGUUGCAAUACCUUUAUCUUGUGACUGAUGCCAUGUUAUUGCUUUUCUCUAUUAAAUCCAAUAUUUUUUCCUCAUUCAAGUCGGGUGAUAUCUGAGCAAAGACAACCUUAUGAUGUCUUGUUUGACUUGAGUCUAAAACUCUUUGCUACUAAGAAACUGAAUUUUUCUCAGAUGUUAUUUGUCCUGAUUGCUUUAUAAACAAAUACGUCUGUUUCCUGCUCCAAGUCAGCCAUAUUUGGCAGAGGUUCUCGUUAAGUUAGUCUGGACGUGAGUACACGUGAAUAAAAAUAACCUGUCCAGAGGAGCAACUACUUUCUAAAAACAGAUUGGGUGGCGUUCAUGGUUUUCCCUGAAGCUCUGCUACAGUUGUGAACUCGGAUCUGCAAGAGGAUAAAUCCUGGAGCUCUGCCGACAGUCGAUGGGCACGAACUUUGUCGGGCUGUGGUUUUAAUGGGUUCCAGGGGUCAUAUAUUUUUUUUGAAUGAAAUUGUGCUGGCUUUAUAGAAUAAAGCAGAAAUUGUCUCCA